UCACCUCAUACCAUAGAUAUAAUUAGUAAAUAGAUUUUCCCAUUCUGUGAGUUGUCUUUUCACUGUGUUGAUGGUGUCUUUCGGUAUACAAAAGUUUUUUCAUUUUCAAGUCGUCCAAUGUAUCCAUUAUUUUGUUGUUAUUGCCUGUGCUUUUGGUGUCAUAUCCAAAAAAUAAUUGCCAAAUCCAAUGUCAUGAAGCUUUCCCCCUUUGUUUUCUUCUUUAAAGUGUUAGUUACUGUUUUUAGAUAUUUGAUUCAUUUCGAGUUAAUUUUUGUAUAAGGCGUAAAGGGUCCAAUUUCAUUGUUCUCCAGGUGGAUAACCAGUUUUUCUAGUAUCAUUUGCUGAAAGGUGGCUACUUCUUAAGCAAAGAUUGUUUUAGUGGAUGUUUCCAAAGCAGUUUGUUACCAUUUCAAAGGUCAGGCAGAUAAUGAUUAAGUUGUGCAUCACUUAAAGGUAGAUUUUGACCUCUUACAAGUUGAAGAGUACUGAAGAUCUAAGAUCAUUUACAUCCCUUGGGAAGGAAAAGAACCUAGCCUAGGGCAAAGAAGAGAGAACUGAAAAGUUGCAGAGUAUUUCAUAGGCCAAAGUACAUCUGCCUACUUUGCUUUCCCUCAAAUCCCACACUUGGCUGGAGUGGCUUCCCUCUUCCUGACAGCGGAGGAGGGUUGCCGAGGAACAUGUCCUCAUCUUUUCUUUGGGGUUUGGUGAUUUUGUUGACAUUUGCUGAAUCAAAUGGUGAAACUGGAGGCCUUGAGCUGCAGAGACAAAAAAGAAGUACUGAGCUCCAACAGGCUCGGAUGGCUGCAGAGAGGGGAAAUUUAGUGUUUCUUGCUGGGUCUGCUCAUAACAUUGAAUUUAGAACUGGAUCCCUGGGAAAAAUCAAAUUAAAUGAGGAAGACCUUGGUGAAUGUUUACAUCAGAUCCAGAAAAACAAAGAUGAUAUUACAGAUUUAAAAAGGAGUGCAGUCGGUCUGCCUCAAAAUAUUUCCAGUCAAGUCCAUCAGCUUAAUUCUAAGCUUGUGGAUCUGGAGAGAAAAUUUCAAAGCUUACAGCAGACAGUUGACAGAAAGGUUUGCAGCAGCAAUCCCUGCCAAAAUGGGGGAACCUGCCUCAAUCUCCAUGAUUCCUUUUAUUGUAUCUGUCCCUCCCAGUGGAAGGGUCCUCUGUGCUCAGUUGAUGUGAAUGAAUGUGAGAUUUACUCAGGAACACCCUUGGGCUGCCAGAAUGGAGCCACAUGUAGAAAUACAGCAGGGAGUUACAGUUGUCUCUGCUCACCUGAGACACAUGGCCCCCAGUGCGCCUCCAGAUAUGAUGACUGUGACAGGGGCUCCAAGGAGCUCUGCGUCCAUGGCAUCUGUGAGGAUCUAGUCCGCGUGCAGGCUGGCCAGCCCAAGUACAACUGCAUCUGCGAGGCUGGGUGGACGUCCCCGCUGAACAGCUCGGCCUGCGUGCUGGACAUAGACGAGUGCAGCCUCCAGCACGCACCGUGCUCAGCGCUCGUGCAGUGCUUCAACACACCAGGCUCUUUCUACUGCGGGGCCUGCCCGACAGGCUGGCAAGGAAAUGGAUACAGUUGCCAAGAUAUCAAUGAAUGUGAGAUAAAUAAUGGUGGUUGUUCUGUGGCUCCACCUGUCACCUGUGUGAAUACAUUGGGGUCUUACCACUGUCAAGCCUGUCCACCAGGGUACCAAGGUGAUGGAAGAGUGUGCACGCUCAUUGACAUCUGCUCGGUAAAUAAUGGAGGCUGCCACCCAGACGCAUCAUGUUCCUCAGUUCUAGGUUCCUUACCUCUCUGCACUUGUCUCCCGGGGUACACUGGAAAUGGUUAUGGGCCAAAUGGAUGUGUGCAACUCAGUAAUAUUUGCCAGAGCCACCCCUGUUUAAAUGGACAGUGCAUUGAAACAGUCUCUGGUUAUCUCUGUACGUGUGAAUCAGGUUGGGCGGGCAUCAACUGUACAGAAAAUAUAAACGAGUGUCUGAGCAACCCCUGCUUGAAUGGGGGGACUUGUGUGGAUGGCGUUAAUGCUUUCAGUUGUGAAUGCACACGCUUCUGGACUGGACUCCUCUGUCAGAUUCCCCAGCAAGUUUGUGGAGGGUCCCUCUCAGGGAUGAGUGGAAGUUUCAGCUAUAUGAGCCCUGACGUUGGUUAUGUACAUGAUGUCAACUGCUUCUGGGUUAUCCGAACUGAAGAGGGAAAGGUGCUGCGUAUCUCUUUCACUUUUUUCCGGUUAGAAUCAGUGAGCAAUUGUCCACACGAGUUCCUUCAGGUUCAUGAUGGGGAUUCCUCUGCAGCACUCCAACUGGGAAGAUUCUGUGGCUCCAUUCUCCCUCAUGAACUCCUCAGUAGUGACAAUGCCCUCUAUUUUCAUCUCCAUUCUGAGCAUUUCAGAAAUGAGAGAGGCUUUACAAUAAGAUGGGAAACCGAGCAACCAGAGUGUGGAGGUGUACUGAUGGGUACUUAUGGUUCUAUUAAGUCUCCGGGAUAUCCUGGAAACUAUCCUCCUGGAAGAGAUUGUGUCUGGAAAGUAGUAACCAGUCCUGGCUUCUUGAUAACAUUUACUUUUGGGACCUUGAGUCUGGAGCACCAUGAUGAUUGCAGCAAAGAUUAUCUUGAGAUUCGAGAUGGUCCUUUGUAUCAGGACCCCGUUCUUGGGAAAUUCUGUACCACUCUCUCUGUCCCACCACUCCAGACUACAGGUCCCUUUGCCAGAAUUCAUUUUCAUUCUGACAACCAGAUUAAUGACCAGGGCUUCCAUGUCACCUACUUAACAUCACCAUCGGAUCUGCAUUGUGGAGGAAACUACACAGACCCAGAGGGUCUUCUCUCUUCUGACUUGUCUGGACCUUUCAUUCACAACAGACAGUGUGUCUAUAUUAUAACGCAGCCCCUGGGAGAACAAAUACAGGUCAACUUCACCCAUGUGGAGCUGGAAGGUCAGAGCGGCUGUUCACAGAGUUACGUGGAGGUUCGAGAUGAUCAAACCUUACUUGGAAAAGUUUGUGGCAGUGAAACCCUCUCUCACAUUAAAUCCAUUACUAAUAGUAUCUGGAUCAGGCUUAAAAUAGAUGCUUCUGUUGUAAGAGCUAGUUUCAGAGCUGUUUAUCAAGUCGCUUGUGGAGGAGAAUUAACCGGAGAAGGGGUCAUUCGCUCGCCUUUUUAUCCUAACGUGUAUCCAGGAGAAAGGAUCUGCAGGUGGACCAUCCACCAGCCCCAAAGCCAAGUAGUUAUUCUCAACUUCACUGCCUUUGAAAUUAAAAGUUCUGCCCACUGUGAUACAGAUUAUAUUGAGAUUGGUAGCAGUUCCAUUUUGGGUUCUCCUGAAAACAAAAAAUAUUGUGGCACAGACAUACCUUCAUUUAUAACAUCUGUGUACAAUUUUCUUUAUGUCACAUUUGUGAAAAGUUCUUCUACUGAAAAUCGUGGUUUCAUGGCUGAAUUCAGUUCUGCAGACUUGGCAUGUGGAAAAAUUCUGACAGAGUCAACAGGAAUCAUUCAAAGUCCUGGCCAUCCAAAUAUCUACCCUCAUGGCAUCAACUGUACCUGGCAUAUAUUAGUCCAACCUGGCCACCUGAUUCAUCUGACAUUCAGGGUAUUUCAUCUGGAGUUUCAUUACAAUUGCACAAAUGACUAUUUGGAAGUUUAUGACACUGGUUCUAACACAUCUCUUGGGAGAUAUUGUGGAAAAUCAAUCCCGCCCUCUCUUACCAGUAGUACCAACUCAUUAAUGCUUGUAUUUGUGGCUGACUCUGACCUUGCUUAUGAAGGCUUUUUAAUAAACUAUGGAGCAACUGAUGCAUCAGCAGCAUGCAUAAAAGACUAUACAGAAGAGUCUGGGACUUUUACUUCUCCAAACUUCCCUGGUAAUUACCCCAACAAUUGGAAAUGCAUUUAUAGGAUCACAGUGGAAACCAGCCAACAGAUUGCAUUGCACUUCACAAAUUUCUCUUUGGAAGAGGCCAUUGGUGGACACUGUAUAGGAGAUUUUGUGGAAAUCAGAGAUGGAGGCUAUGAAAGAUCACCAUCCCUGGGAACAUACUGUGGCUCAAAUCCACCUCCAAGAAUCAUCUCUCACAGUAACAAACUAUGGUUACAAUUUCAGAGUGAUUUCCUUGAUUCAGGGCCUGGAUUCUCUGUUACCUGGGAUGGAUCAUUGACAGGUUGUGGGGGCAAUCUCACGACUCCCACUGGCGUGUUCACUUCUCCUAACUACCCAAUGCCUUACUACCACAGCUCCGAAUGCUAUUGGUGGUUGAAAUCCAGCCACGGCAGCCCAUUUGAACUGGAAUUUGAAGACUUUCACUUGGAGUAUCACCCAAACUGCACUUCAGAUUAUCUGGCUGUAUAUGAUGGCCCAAGUACCAGCGCUCAUUUGCUAAGUCAGCUUUGUGGGAAUGAAAAACCGCCUCUCAUCCGUUCAAGUGGAGACAGCAUGUUUUUAAAAUUCAGGACAGAUGAAGGACAACAAGGAGGUGGCUUCCUAGCCAGAUACCAGCAGACAUGUAGGAACGUGGUGAUUGUGAACCAAACCUAUGGCAUCUUAGAGAGUAUCCAUUAUCCAGGUCCCUAUUCUGACAAUCAGCGUUGCAACUGGACCAUCCAGGCAACUACUGGCAACACAGUGAAUUAUACAUUUUUAGCAUUUGAAUUGGAAAAUCACAUAAACUGCUCCACAGACUAUUUAGAGCUCUAUGACGGCUCCCAGCGGAUUGGGCGCUACUGUGGAGCAGAUAUGCCACUGGCAGGGAGCACCACAGGCUCCAAGCUUCAAGUGCUGUUCUACACCGAUGGGGUCAGUCACCAUGAGAAAGGAUUUCAGAUGCAGUGGUUCAUUCACGGUUGCGGUGGGGAGUUGUCUGGAUCCACAGGCUCCUUCAGCAGCCCCGGAUACCCUAACACAUAUCCCCCCAACAAGGAGUGCAUCUGGUACAUUACCACAGCCCCUGGGAGUAGCAUUCAGCUCACCAUCCACGACUUUGAUGUGGAGUAUCAUGCAAGGUGCAACUUUGACGUCCUGGAGGUCUAUGGAGGCCCUGAUUUCCACUCUCCCCAAAUAGCCCAGUUGUGUGCCCAGAGAUCAUCUGAGAAUCCCAUGCAGGUCUCCAGCACUGGAAAUGAGCUAGCCAUCCGCUUCAAGACCGACAGCUCUAUAAAUGGGAGAGGCUUCAAUGCCUCAUGGCAAGCAGUCCCCGGAGGUUGUGGCGGGAUUUUCCAGGCUCCCAAUGGAGAGAUUCAUUCUCCAAAUUAUCCCAGUCCUUAUAGGCGUAACACCGACUGCUCUUGGGUCAUUCGGGUGGAAAGAAAUCACCGUGUUCUCUUGAACUUCACUGAUUUUGACCUUGAACCUCAGGACUCUUGUAUUACGGCAUAUGAUGGUUUAAGCGCCACAACUACCCGCCUUUCCCGUGUGUGUGGAAGACAGCCGCUGGCUAACCCCAUCACCUCUUCAGGAAACAGCCUCUUUUUGCGAUUUCAGUCUGGCCCUUCCAGACAGAGCAGGGGCUUCCGAGCUCACUUCAGGCAAGCCUGUGGAAGCUACAUCCUCACCAACUCAUUUGAUACUAUAUCCUCCCCAUUGUUCCCCGCCAUGUAUCCAAACAAUCAGAACUGCAGCUGGAUAAUUCAAGCUCAACCUCCCUUCAACCACAUUACCCUCUCCUUUGACCACUUUGGACUCGAAAGCAGCACCACGUGCACACGAGACUUUAUAGAAGUCUUGGACGGCGAUCAUGAUGAUGCGCCCCUCCGAGGCCGCUCCUGUGGCACCUCCAUGCCCCAUCCCAUCACUUCCUUCAGCAGUGCUCUGACGCUGAGGUUCGUCUCUGACUCCACAUUGAAUUCCGAAGGUUUCCAUGCUACGUAUGCUGCUUCAUCGUCAGCUUGUGGUGGAACCUUCCACAUGGCUGAAGGCAUCUUCAACAGCCCUGGCUACCCGGAAGUUUAUCCCUCUAAUGUGGAAUGUGUCUGGAACAUUGUCAGUUCCCCUGGCAACCGGCUCCAGCUGUCUUUUAUCACUUUCCAGUUGGAGGAUUCUCAGGACUGUAGUAGAGAUUUUGUGGAGGUCCGCGAAGGAAACGCCACCGGUCACUUGGUGGGACGAUACUGUGGAAAUGUCCUCCCCCUCAAUUAUUCAUCCAUUGUUGGGCAUAUCCUGUGGAUCAGAUUUGUCUCAGAUGGCUCAGGCAGUGGCACAGGCUUCCAAGCCACAUUUACUAAAAUUUUUGGCAAUGAUAAUAUUGUGGGAACUCAUGGGAAAAUUGCCUCUCCCUUAUGGCCUGGACGUUACCCCCACAACUCCAAUUACCAAUGGGUAGUAAAUGUGAAUGCAUCUCAAGUUAUCCAUGGUAGAAUCUUGGAGAUGGACAUUGAAGCAGCACAUAGCUGCUAUUAUGACAAAUUAAGGAUUUAUGAUGGCCGUGGUGUUCAUUCCCGCCUGACUGGAACAUAUUGUGGUACCCAGACCGCAACUUUUAGCUCCUCUGGAAAUUCUUUGACAUUUCAGUUUUCUUCUGACUCUUCAAUCACAGGGAAAGGAUUCCUUCUGGAGUGGUUUGCAGUGAAUGUCUCUGUUGGACCUUUACCUACUAUUGCUACAGGUGCUUGCGGUGGCUUCCUGAGGACAGGAGAUGCGCCCGUCUUUCUCUUCUCCCCAGGCUGGCCCGAGAGCUACAGCAACCACGUGGACUGUAUGUGGCUUAUUCAGGCUCCAGAUGCUACUGUGGAACUCAACAUCCUUUCCCUGGACAUCGAAGCUCACAGAACAUGCGACUAUGACAAACUGGUGAUAAGAGAUGGAGACAGUAACCUGGCCCCGCAGCUGGCAGCUCUCUGUGGCAGAGAGAUCCCUGGACCCAUCCGCUCCACUGGAGAGUAUAUGUUCCUCCGGCUCACCUCAGACUUCAGUAUAACCGGAGCGGGCUUUAACGCAUCCUUUCACAAAAGUUGUGGUGGAUAUUUGCAUGCAGACAGAGGUAUUAUCACAUCCCCUCAGUAUCCGGAGACCUACAGUCCCAACCUCAACUGUUCUUGGCACGUCCUUGUUCAGAGUGGUCUGACCAUUGCUGUCCAUUUUGAACAGCCCUUCCAGAUUCCAAAUGGAGAUUCUUCUUGCAGCCAGGGGGAUUACUUGGUGCUGAAAAAUGGACCUGAUAUCUAUUCUCCACCCUUGGGUCUCCAUGGAGGAAAUGGUCAUUUUUGUGGCAGUCAUCCUUCGUCCACUCUGUUCACCUCAGAUAAUCAAAUGUUUGUUCAGUUUAUUUCUGAUGGUAGUAAUGGAGGGCAAGGAUUUAAGAUCAAAUAUGAGGCAAAGAGUUUAGCCUGUGGGGGCAAUAUCUACAUCCACGAUAUGGAUUCUGCGGGGUACGUGACCUCCCCCGGCCACCCUGACAAUUACCCCCAGCAUGCUGAUUGCACUUGGCUCCUAGCUGCUCCUCCUGGAAAGCUCAUAAGGCUGCAGUUUGAAGAUCAAUUCAAUAUUGAAGAAACACCCAACUGCACAUCCAAUUACCUUGAGUUGCGAGAUGGGGCUGAUUCGAAUGCACCAGUACUUUUAAAGGUUUGCGGGAGAUCUUUGCCCAGCAGCCAGUUGUCCUCAGGAGACGUGAUGUAUUUGAGAUUCCGAUCUGACAACAGCCCCACUCAGGUGGGGUUCAAGAUCAAGUACGCUAUAGCCCACUGUGGGGGAAGAGUGACAGGGCAAAGUGGUGUCAUUGAAAGCAGCGGAUAUCCAACACUUCCGUAUAGAGACAAUUUAUUCUGUGAGUGGCAUCUCGAGGGUCCCUCAGGACACUAUCUCACCAUCCAUUUUGAAGACUUAAACCUUCAGAAUUCCUCUGGCUGUGAAAAAGACUUUGUGGAGAUCUGGGAAAGCCAUACCUCUGGAAGUUUAUUGGGCAGAUACUGUGGAAAUACCAUUCCAGACAGCAUAGACACUUCUAGCAACAUUGCUUUGGUGAGGUUUGUCACAGAUGGCUCUCUUACUGCCUCAGGAUUCAGACUCCGGUUUGAAUCCAGCAUGGAAGAGUGUGGUGGGGAUCUACAGGGUCCUACGGGAACAUUUACCUCUCCCAACUACCCGAACCCAAAUCUUCAUGGCCGGGUCUGUGAGUGGAGGAUCACAGUGCAGGAAGGAAGGAGGAUCACCCUGACUUUUAACAACCUGAGUCUGGAAGCUGACCCAUCCUGCAGCAGCGAGCGUGUGACAAUACUCAAUGGCAUUAGAAGUAACUCACCCCAGCUGGAGGAACUGUGUAGUAGUGUGAAUGUAAGCGACACCAUCAAAUCUUCAGGCAAUACAAUGAAAGUCGUGUUUUUCACUGACGGAUCGAGGCCCUAUGGAGGCUUCAGUGCUUCCUACACAUCCAGCGAAGAUGCAGUGUGUGGUGGGCCCCUCACACAUUCCCCUGAAGGAAACUUUACUUCUCCUGGCUAUAAUGGAGUCAGUAAUUACUCAAGAAACUUAAACUGUGAAUGGACUCUCAGCAAUCCAAAUCAGGGAAAUUCAUCCAUUUACAUUCAUUUUGAGGAUUUUUACCUGGAAAGUCACCAAGACUGUCAGUUUGAUGUCCUUGAGUUCCGAGUGGGUAAUGCUGAUGGGCCUCUGAUGUGGAGACUUUGUGGACCUUCAAAACCUACAGUGCCACUGGUUACACCUUAUCCUCAGGUGUGGAUACACUUUGUCACCAAUGAACGUGUAGAACAUGUUGGAUUCCAUGCAGAGUAUUCUUUUACAGACUGUGGUGGAAUACAGCUGGGUGAGAAUGGAGUGAUCACAAGCCCCAACUAUCCAGCCUCUUAUGACAGCUUGACCCAUUGUUCCUGGUUGUUGGAAGCCCCUCAAGGCCAUACCAUCACUCUUACGUUUAGUGACUUUGAUAUUGAAGCCCAUGCAACCUGUCUUUGGGACUCUGUCACUGUCAGAAACGGUGGUUCUCCUGGAUCUCCCAUAAUAGGACAAUACUGUGGAAGUUCAAACCCCAGGACAAUCCAGUCUGGUUCCAACCAGCUGGUGGUGAUUUUUAACUCGGACCAUUCGGUGCAAAAUGGUGGAUUUUAUGCCACGUGGAACACGCAGACUUUAGGUUGUGGGGGAAUACUUCAUUCAGGUAAUGGCACAAUCAGAUCCCCUCACUGGCCUCAGAAUUUUCCCGAGAACAGCAGAUGUUCCUGGACAGUCAUUACUCACGAAAGUCAACAGUUGGAGAUCAGCUUUGACAACAACUUCCUAAUUCCCAGCGGUGAUGGACAGUGUCAGACCAGCUUUGUGAAGGUGUGGGCAGGAACUGAGGAAGUCGACAAAACCCUGUUAGCCACGAGCUGUGGGAAUGUGGCUCCCGCUUCCAUCCUCACACCAAGAAACGCGUUCACAGCCGUGUUCCAGUCUCAGGAAACCCCUGCUCAGGGCUUCUCUGCAUCGUUUGUGAGCCGAUGUGGAGGUAAUUUCACAAACCCUUCAGGUUACAUCCUUUCUCCAAACUACCCAAAGCAAUAUGACAACAACAUGAAUUGCACCUACGUGAUAGAGGCUGAUCCUUUUUCCCUGGUCCUCCUGACUUUUGAGUCUUUCCAUUUGGAAGGUAAGGAUUGUGAACUCCCUAACCACAAGAGCCCCUUUGGGUUCAUCCUGCAGUUCCAGGAAAUGAGCUCCUGUGGUGGAGUGUUCAACUUCUCCACUGGGGUCAUCAAGAGCCCUGCCUAUUCAUAUUCGGACUACCCUAACAAUAUACAGUGCUCGUACACCAUCAUCGGUAGAGAAGACAGAGUGCUUCAGCUCAAGUUUAGUGACUUUGAUGUGGUUCCUUCUACGUUCUGCUCCCAAGACUACCUGGCAAUUUAUGAUGGUUCUGACAUCAGUGAUCCCCUUCUUGGCAAAUUCUGUGGUUCUGAGCUUCCACCAAAUAUUAAGAGCAGCAAUCAUAGUUUGCUUCUGGUUUUCAAGACAGAUUCAUUUGAAACAGCAAGAGGUUGGAAAAUAACUUUCCGGGAGACACUGGGGCCUCGGCAAGGAUGUGGUGGUUAUCUGACAGGUUCGAAUAAUACCUUUGCCUCUCCUGACUCGGACUUCAAUGGAAGAUAUGACAAGAAUUUAAACUGUGUCUGGUUCAUAACUGCACCCGUAAACAAGCUAAUUAAACUUACCUUCAAUACAUUUUCUCUGGAGGCACAAAGUAUUUUGCAAAGAUGCAUAUAUGAUUAUGUAAAGUUAUACGACGGGGAUAGUGAGAACGCCAACUUGGCUGGAACAUUUUGCGGUUCCACUGUACCUGCUCCCUUUAUCUCUUCUGGCAACUUCCUGACGGUUCAGUUUGUCAGUGACGUAACCUUAGAAAGGGAAGGAUUUAAUGCUACGUAUACCAUUGUGGACAUGCCUUGUGGUGGAACGUAUAAUGCCACUUGGACCCCACAGAGUAUUUCAUCACCCAACUCAUCAAACCCCGAAAUCCCAUUUUCCGUGUGUACUUGGGUCCUCGAAGCUCCUCCACAUCAGCAGGUCAAGAUAACGGUGUGGGCCCUGCAGCUGCCCUCCCAAGACUGCAACCAGAAUUACUUGGAAUUUCAGGACUCGCCUGAGAGUCACGCAAAUCCGGGACUUCUGGUCUGUGGCAGAAAUGCUUCAACGGCACCAACGUUCUAUUCUUCUGGGAGCACAGCAAUUGUCACCUUCAAAUCUGAAGUUCUCAGCAGAAACUCGAGAGUGGGUUUUACCUAUCAGAUUGCAGGUUGCAACAGAGAAUAUAACAAGGCUUUUGGCAGUCUGAAGAGCCCUGGAUGGCCAGAUAAUUAUGACAAUAACUUGGAUUGCACUGUUAUUCUCACAGCCCCACAGAACCAUACCAUUUCCCUCUUUUUUCAUUCAUUUGGCAUCGAGGACUCAAGUGAAUGCACACAUGAUUUCUUGGAGGUAAGAAAUGGAAGUGAUAGCAGUUCACCAUUACUUGGCACGUACUGUGGAUCUCUGCUGCCAAAUCCCAUCUUCUCUCAAAACAACCAGCUACACCUACGGUUUCAGAGCGACAGUGCAACUUCCAGCCAUGGGUAUGAAAUUCUCUGGACCUCAUCACCCUCUGGCUGUGGUGGAACUCUUUAUGGAGACAGCGGCUCCUUCACCAGCCCUGGCUAUCCAGGCACUUACCCAAACAACACUCACUGCGAAUGGGCCAUCAUUGCUCCCGCUGGAAGACCUGUCACGGUCAGCUUUUACUUUAUCAGCAUUGAUGAUCCUGGAGACUGUGUCCAGAACUACCUUAUCCUCUACGAUGGACCAGAUGCUAAUUCUCCGUCCUCUGGACCAUAUUGUGGGGCAGACACCAACAUAGCUCCCUUUAUGGCCUCUUCGCAUCGGGUCUUCAUAAAAUUUCAUGCAGAGUAUGCGGUACGUCCAUCAGCGUUCCGAUUAACUUGGGACAGCUAACUGUGUCAAGCGGUGUAUUGGUGUGACUGCAGGGCCUAUCAGACGUGACAUUGGACACAAGCCUGCCAUCCUGAUACAGCGUUCUGCCUGGCCCACUGGGAAUAACCUGAACUUUUUUUUCACCAAAGUUAUGUGUGAAAUCAAUGUCUGUGCAUUUUUAAAAAAGUAUAGAAUGUGGCUUGCAUGUGGCUUGGCUGUGCAUGUCAUCCUUACUUCUAACACUUUGAGCUCAACAUUUUAAAAAAUUCCUUAAAGAGUUGGAAAUAAUGACGGCCUAUGUGAUGUCAGUUGUCAGAAGUUAAUGAUAAAACAGUAUGAUUUCCCUGUGAAUGUCAGAUGGGGGUAAUAAACAUUAUUGAACGGUACGCAAUGAUGCUGCAUUAAUUUGUAACUCAUCAAAGUUUAGUCUUUCACUAGCAGGUCCAUGUAAGUUUUCCAGUUGAAUUUUUACACUUGGAUGAACUACGCGAAUCCUUCAGAAUAUGAACUCCGUCCAGAGCCACGCUGCCUGAAUUUGCAUUCUGGCCCUCCUCGUUCAGUGUUGCCUUAACUUCUCUGCACUUUCUUUUCCAGAAGUCCCCACUGUCUAUUCCUAGUUUCAUAACACAGUCUGUAGAGUCACAAAAGCUUAGCCAUGCUUCUAUAAAGUUUUCUGUGGCCUUUAACAAAGCAAGAGCGCCUAUAUUAAAUAUGUGAAGUUAAGUCUUAAUAACAACAUGGGGCCAAGUGAGUGAAAGAAGGUGUGGAACGUGUUACUUCAUCUUACUCAAAUACUCAAGUGCCAGAAAAAUUAUUUCUGCACAGAGUACAGAGCCACAUAAAUAAAAUAUUCCCACCUUUACAAUUCCUACUUCCUUGGGGCACCCGGGUGGCUCAGGUGGUUAAGUGUCUGACUUUGGCUCAGGACACAGUCUCAAGGUCCUAGGAUCGAGCCCCACUUUGGGCUCCAUACUCAGGGUGGAG
This is a messenger RNA of Ailuropoda melanoleuca (giant panda), 12371 nucleotides long. It is a transcript of the gene CUBN, whose product is annotated as cubilin. The transcript has 67 exons. Bases 678 to 11408 code for a protein of 3576 amino acids. The record is from RefSeq and is a predicted model, not a curated record. NCBI's taxonomy places the organism in Eukaryota, Metazoa, Chordata, Mammalia, Carnivora, Ursidae. Gene Ontology annotation, molecular function: calcium ion binding.